AUGGCGGCGCCGUUUGUCUUCCUCCGCCCCACCGUCAAGGACGACGGCACCGGUGAGAAGGCUCUCAUGAAGGCGGCCCACGACGGAAACCUCGGCCGCCUCAAGCAUAUUGUAAAGAGACUUACCAAAAGAAAUGGCGACCUGUCAGCGCUUUUUUCUAUCAACACGAACGGAUGUAAUCUGUUGCAUCUCGCGGCAUGCGCAGGCAAUUUAGAGGUUUUCAUGUACCUAGUGGAGGAGCUUGGAGGAGAUGUAAAUGCUCCUGGGGUUGGGGAUACAGCUCUAGGUGUGACUCCAUUUAUGGUGUCUGCUCAGUCUGGUGAUGUUGCUACUGUCAAGUAUUUUCUUGAUCAUGGUGGUGAUCUUGUGAAAGCAGAUGACAAAGGGUGCACAGUUCUCCACCAUGCUGUGGGUAUAGGAUGCUGCAAGGUUACAGAGUUCCUCCUGUCAAAAGGAGUGCCUAUUGACAUAGAUUGUGGCCAUGGAACACCACUCUUUUGGGCUGCUAAUAAUGAGCAGGAUAAGACAGUUAAGAUUUUGCUAGAGCACCAUGCAAAUCCUAACAUCAUUAUCAAUGGUACUACCAGUCCCCUUAUGAGUGCUCUUGUUUACCGUUCAUUGAAGUGCAUGAAGCUACUCAUUAAGGCUGGUGCUGAUGUCAAUUGCAAUGGUUCCAUGUUGACUCCUUUGUUGCUUGCUACGAUGCAUGGAGGUUAUACCAACUUCAUUAAGCUCCUAUUAAAGUCUGGAGCAGAUCCUAAUAUUCCCAAUGAUAUUAUCACUGCUGCAAGUGGAGCACGACUCACCCUGUUGUUGAACAUGGCGGGGAUUAAAAGCAGGAGCCUGAACGCGGAGCUGCAUCUUCCCGGCUGUAGCGAGGUCAUUAGUUGGGGCGAUGGGGAAAUCAGGGCGAACUCCAUCAGCUUGGAUCCAUAG
Triticum dicoccoides is the source of this 936-nucleotide messenger RNA. RefSeq names its product putative ankyrin repeat protein RF_0381. Gene Ontology annotation, molecular function: protein binding. The record is from RefSeq and is a predicted model, not a curated record. The transcript has 8 exons. Lineage: Eukaryota; Viridiplantae; Streptophyta; Magnoliopsida; Poales; Poaceae. Bases 1 to 936 code for a protein of 311 amino acids.